This is a messenger RNA of Mya arenaria, 408 nucleotides long. RefSeq lists its product as uncharacterized. NCBI's taxonomy places the organism in Eukaryota, Metazoa, Mollusca, Bivalvia, Myida, Myidae. The transcript is spliced from 2 exons. The coding region runs from base 1 to 408 and encodes 135 amino acids. The record is from RefSeq and is a predicted model, not a curated record.
AUGUCUGGUGCCCAGCUCUCCGACCCUAGCCGACUUCCUGGUCUGCACGAAUCACACAUCCACUCACCGCCAUUCAGAAUCAAGUUCAAGGAUGUAUUUGCCCGUCACGUUAAGAAGGGUCAAGAAUUGGUCGCCGGCGAGCCACAAUCUUCCCAACGCUAUACCCCACUUGAAGCAGACCAGCUCUCGCUUGUCUUCGAUGUAUUCACAUCGCCGGAGGAAGACCCACAAUAUGUCACUGACGUCGGUAGUGUCCAUAUCGGUCAGCUUGAGGUCGAUGUUCCGGACUCGGGCAAGGAGCGAGGAGUUUGGGUCAAAAUGAUCUUCGGCGGAGCUGAACUUACUGUGCAUGCAACCGAUGAAAAAACACAAAAGGUGUCCAACGCCAGCUUUGAUUUCCUACAGUGA